Molecule: messenger RNA, 1753 nt
Organism: Cucumis sativus (cucumber)
Lineage: Eukaryota; Viridiplantae; Streptophyta; Magnoliopsida; Cucurbitales; Cucurbitaceae
Product: MLO-like protein 13
Exons: 14
Coding region: 66-1496 (476 amino acids)
Biological process (GO): defense response
Cellular component (GO): membrane
Source: RefSeq, a predicted model, not a curated record
UUGAGUAUUUUGAAAAAGAAGAAGAAGAAGAAUUGAAGUAUUUUGUUGUUGGAAAUUAGCUAAUAAUGGAUGGAAGAGGGAAUAGUAAUAAUAAUGUUCAUGAUCAUCCUCCAAAUGCAAAGUUUGAGUUCACUCCAACAUGGAUCAUUGCUGUUGUUUCAUCCAUUAUCGUUAUCAUUUCCUUCUCCCUUGAGCGUGGCCUUCAUCACCUUGGACAGAAGUUGCAGAAGAAACAGAUGGAUGAACUAAAUCAUGCGUUGCUGAAACUAAAAGAAGAGUUAAUGAUUUUAGGGUUUAUCUCCCUAUUAUUCAACGUGUUUCAAGGGGCAAUCGGACGUUUUUGUAUGCCCAAAGAUUUUGCAUACCAUAUGCUUCCAUGUAAGAGAAGUACCGUGCCCGUUGUUAAUCAUUUCUCAUCGUCAAAUUUUGUCGAUCACAAUUACAAUAUUCACCGUCAUCUAUUAUCGACAACUCAAGCUAAUUUUCAACAUUGCUCACGAAAAGGGAAGGUUCCUCUAUUAUCUUUGGAAGCAUUGCAUCAGCUCCAUAUAUUCAUAUUUGUGUUGGCUGUUGUUCAUGUCAUCUUCUGUGCUACAACCAUGCUUCUAGCCUCUGCAAAGAUACGAUUGUGGAAGAGAUGGGAAGAAUCUAUUGAUAAGCGCCAACCUACGCAAUCUGAAGAUGAUGAUGAGUUUAAUAAACGAGCCGUUGGCUUUUGGAGAAGGGCUGCCGUCAUUGCUUGGAUGAUGGCAUUUAGAAAGCAGUUUUAUGGAUCAAUUACAAAGUCGGAUUACAAAUAUCUUCGACGAGGCUUUAUUAAGAAACAUUGCCCAGGGGAACUUAAUUUUGAUUUCUAUGAUCACAUUAAAAAAACUUAUCAACAUGAUUUCAAGAAAGUUGUUGGUAUAAGUUGGUAUCUUUGGGCCUUUGUUGUGCUGUUCUUACUGCUUAAUCUUGAAGGAUGGCACACUUAUUUUUGGUUGUCAUUUCUACCGCUAAUUAUGCUACUUCUCGUGGGAGCAAAGUUGGAAUACAUAAUAACACGUAUGGCUCAAGAAUUAAACUUGAAAAUCGAAGACAAAGAAGCACAACAACAACAACGACAACAACAAGAACGUGAUGAAAGACAUUUCGAUAGACAACAACACCGUAGGAAUAUCAAUAGACAUGGUAGCCACCACCAUGUGGAUCCUUCCGAUGAGUACUUUUGGUUUCAUUCUCCUUCAUGUGUUCUUCAUUUGAUUCACUUCAUUCUCUUCCAAAAUUCCUUCGAGAUUGCCUUCUUCUUUUGGAUUUGGACAACUUAUGGAUUUAAGUCUUGCAUUAUGGAGAAACCUGCCUAUAUCAUCACCAGACUCAUUUUAGGUGGGAUUGUCCAAGUGCUAUGCAGUUACAGCACAUUGCCUUUGUAUUCUUUAGUCACUCAGAUGGGAAGUGAAUAUAAGAAGCCAUCUGAUCAUGAAGAGCAUGGCAAAGCAGAAGAAAGAAUUAGCUGAGGAAUAUCUUUCAUUAUUACCCAUAUAUAAUAUAUUUCGACUAUAUAUUGAACUGUAUGCAUUUUUCUAAAAAAAAUGAACUCCAAAUUUAAUUAAAUGAUGUGUGUGUGUAUAUAUAUUUCAUUCAUGAAGCUCACGUCAAUAUAUGUUGGGCUUUUCUUCUCCUAUUUGUGGCACUUUCUUGAGGGUUGGAAAAGGAGAAAAGUCCAAAAAUGCAAGAAAAUGCUAAUUAUAAUUCAUAUUGAUAAAUAAUGGUA